AUGGCCGAGCCCAACUAUGCAUACAACCCGGCCGUGGCCAGCUGGGUGCAGUCCAUGUCGCUGGCCGGCAUUGAGGAGCAGCACCUGGACCAGCCGCCGCCGCACCAGGACCAGGACCAGGACCAGGAGCAGCACCAGCACCAGCAGCAACAACAACAACAGCAGCAGCAGCAACAACAACAACAACAACAACAACAACAGCAGCAGCAGCAGCAGGAGCAGCACCAUUACCAGCACCACCACCAGCAACAACAACAGCAACAACAACAACAGCAGCAGGAGCAGCACCACCACCACCACCUCCACUACCACCACCACCACCGCCGUGCCGACGACGCGCCAGACAGCCCCUCCCCCGAUGACUACUACAAGUCUGCCUACACGCCCAUGACCGAGCACGAAGCCGCCACCGCGCCCCCCAUACCUGUGCCGCCCCUCGACAUGCACGUCGCCCGCCAGCGCCAGAACAUCGCGAGCUCCACCAACAUACGCUCGCCCCCGAGAGCCACCGCCCGCUCCGUCUCUGGCCCCGCCUCCUCGGUCGCCUCCUCACGCUCGCCCCCACAGGCGUCGAACAAAGUAAAGGCCCUCGCCGAACGAUUCGAGCGCUCGCCGGGCGGCGAUGUCAUCCCCUCUGUCAUACGCGCGCGGUCGAGGGAGCCCACGCGAGCUGGAGCACACGACCCCGUCAAGCGUCACGUCGCCCCAACGUCCUCGCCUGCGUCUGCGUCGGCGUCGGCGUCAGCGUCGCGCAACUCCAAGGAAGCCACCUAUGGAUCAUACAAGUUCAACAACCUCAAGCCACGCGAACGAACGCAACCCGCACCUACGUCACCUCCACGAACAGCACGACGCGCAACAAACGCAAGCCAUGCAAGCAGAAGCAGCAUCGACCAGACCCUUUCGCCGACACGACACUCGGUCACCUCGCCAUCACAGCAGUCAAUCUCUUCGCCGAAUCGACGGCCUGGCCUCCAACGCGCGUCUUCGAGCGCGCGACAGCUCUUUGGGGAAAUCGUAGGUGGGCAGGACGCGACCUUGCCAGGAUACAUGAUUCCAACGUUCGCGAGCGCAGCCCGCGAAGAAGCCGCACAAGCCGCACAGAUCCCUCUGCCCCCGGCCAACGACGCUCAAGACACACAGGUUGACGAGACCCAACUCCCUGCAACCACCUUUGCCUCGCCACAGCACCAGCGCUCACAGAGCAAUGCCACGACAACCUCUACCAGACAACGACAGUCACGACCCCCCUCGCGGUCUCUACAGUCCCCACCGCGCCAAUCUCCACCUUCUCGAAUACCAGUCAUGUCGCAGCGCUCACGGCGGUCGAGCAACGCGUCAGAGGCCAGCUCUACAGCCCAGUCAGUCAAGUACACACCCACUCGCAGCAACCGAUCCUCCCCGAACCGCAACAUGAGCAGAAACCCAGUGGGAGGUACCACACCCGUAAAGACCAACGGUGCGGAUCAUGCUACGCUACCUGCGUUAGCCUACCGUGGAUAUCGAGAACGAGGGAAAUCUCCCGCAAGGACCGGGCCCAGCGUACCAGCAGUCGUGACUGCCCCACCUCCACCGCCCUCCCCACGAUUGCGUAAUUCAAGAGAACGACAACCGUUGCAGUCUCCGAAUGCGCAACCCGAUUCGCAUGGCGAACGUGAGUACUUUUCACUGGCCGACCACCUUCACCCGAAACCAGACCCUUUGGCGAGCCAACUGGGACUGUUGGAUAGUGAAAGUGAAUCUCAGACCCUGAAUUUCUCUUUCUCGCCAAGCGUGCUUUUUCCGCAUGAGCAAGACACCGAACCGCUUCCAACUCAGCAUCCACAGGAGGACACCCAGUCCUUAUCUCCAAGGCGCCAGCAGUCGCUGAGUUUGCAAACUUCUAGCCUGGGUAUACCGCCACCUACGCAGCCGUGGUCUGCGGUGACAGAUUUCGACGAGUCUCCAACACUGGGCAUUCCUGGCAGCUUCGUUUUGACCCCUCCGGUAGCUCCGCAAGAGUCGCAAGAGUCGCAAGAAGCGCAGACGCAGCAGACUACGUGUGAACCUGAACUGGAGCCUAAGCAGGAGUAUACGCGAGAAUCUCAACACGAACAGGAGCUACUCCGACCAGCUGUAUUCCGUGCACUUGGUAGCGAGCAAGCCCCCGAAUUACCCCCAGUCGAAGAGUCGAUACUGGGCGUCAGAGAAUCGAUACCGAUCAUGUUCAACAAUGAGCAUCUGCCCGCCGAUCUAAACGGCGCUCCAAAGCCACAGGAAGAAAACACGCAGCCUCCCCCUCCCCCCAGACGUUCGGUGCAGGUGUAUGGGCAUGAGACUCUACUACCUGCACUUCAUUUCAAGGGAGAGGACUUGCCCACAGAUUCCUUUUAUAACCGCGACUCGCUGCACCCAGAUGACUCGAUCAGCGUCGCCCCGUACCGAUCAGCUAGACCCUCACAUGCUAAAAGCGAUAUGUACAGCGUUAUCAAUUCCGUGCUGAAUCUUUAUCACCAGUCGCCAGUCAUCUCGCCAGAAUUAGCUUCUCUUUCAAGACAAAGAGUUCAGCAGGUCUCGCCCAUAAUAGCGCAGCAUCCGGAUUGGGCAUCGAAAGAGGUCACAGAAACCUACCUAGCACAGAUCUUAAGUGACGCCAACGAAUCAGAUCAGGGAAACGCCAACGAAACUCCUCGCGAGAAACAAUCUUUGCCACUUCUCACGCCAAACGUAUAUCAAGCGAGCAAACCCUCGCCAGAUCCUGCCAACCAGAUACCGGCUUUCGUCUUCCCUCCCGAGUCACACCGCUACUCUCGUGGCUCUCAAGGGUCGGCAACCACACUCAUACAGGAAGAUGCAUCCCCGUCAGGCAGCUCCUUCGGCAAUCCGUCUCAGGAAACCUUGUUACCAAAUACAGCGUACAACAAUGCGUCACCUUCGACAAACGGGCUUGAUUUGCCGCAGCUUGCAUGGACCAAUGGAGGUCUUGGCCUUUCCAUGAACAACUAUAUGCCUCCUUCACCUACAGUCCCCUCACCGACGGCUCAGCAUCCUCCACGGCCCGUGUACUCGCCGCCGCCGCCACCUCCGCCUCCCAAGUCUAUUGAUGAGCUGUCACCGAUUUCGCCUUCCUUCCCCUCAUAUACUUUUUCAGCGCACGCUCGGCCGUCCCCUGCAUUGCAGACCGACGAGCGUUUUGAGCUACAUCCUGCGCGUGCGCACACGCCCGUUGGUCAUACGCACGACAGACAUUACGAUGGUCCCUAUAGCGCAUCAGAUUCGGUAGAGAUUAGUGACAAACCACUACCUGAGAUUGACAUGCCGGAACAAAAAACACCGGCAGCGCCUGGAGACACUCCCCCAGACCCAGCAAAGCAAGCGUUGAACAAGCGCUAUCGGAUUCUCGAGGAGAUGCUGACAACAGAGCAUCAAUUCUGUAUAGACAUGAUGAUCGCUCACAACAUCUUCGAGGCGACGGCUGGCAGUAUCAUGACAGAAAAAGAAAAGCGUGCGCUGUUCAGUAAUUGCAAAGACCUGGAGAAGUUCUCACUUUCGCUAUUUCGAGCGUUCAAGAAAGCGGCAAAACCCAUUGUCAACCAUGACAUGCCUCCACCGACAGGUCCCUGGAGCCGCGAUUCAACCGACUCCAAAUCUUUCGGCUCUGCAGAGUUGCCAGCAAACCUUCGGUCCGACGAGUUCAACCAGUUCGAGAACUGCACGCUAGAGAACGAUCAUCAAACCUCGAUCGGCCGAGUCUUUCUCGACAAUCUGGAGAAAAUGGAACGACUGUAUACGACCUACUACCUCAAUUCGCAGAACCAACACGCGUACAUCAAGAAGAACCAGAGUAACCCGGAACUCACCGGGUGGGUCGUUGCGUGUUUUGAACAAGUUGAGAAUAUGACACAGGCCUGGGAUCUUGACUCUUUACUUGUAAAGCCAGCACAGCGCUUGUUGAAGUACCCGUUACUUCUCGAAUCCCUCGAGCAAGUCACCGAUGCGGACCACCCUGAUCUGGCGAACAUCAACAAGGCCCGCCUCGACCUUCUUGCCAUCAGUGGACGUAUCAAUGACGCAAAGAAGCGCGCGGAUACCUUCCGGGCUGCGACUUCAGAAGGCAAGAAAGAGAAGAGCAAAGGGAAAGGGCUUGGGAACGCUUUCGUAAAAGCUUUCAUCCCCAAGGCAGACAAGACGAAGACGUAUGACGAAGCUGAGAAGAUGUUCAAGGACCAAGACUACAAGUCUAAAGAACAAAAGUUUGGUGGUCACUUCUUCCAGCUCCAAAUUGUCAUGCGUGACUUUGAGAACUACCUCGAGUCAAUCACUGAGCAUUAUCUACAGCUCAACAUCGUCUUCCUAGGAUUCAUUACUGUCUGCGAGGUCGCUCCCUCGGUCAACCCGGAGAUUGAAAGCACAUGGCGAAAGUGGGCUAUGGCUCAUUUUGAGCUCCAGAACAAAGCUCUUGAAGAACACGUGGGUAUCCGGAAAUGUACUUCAAAUGGCUGUACUGACUUGAACUUAGAAAGCCGCUGUCCGCGGUCGUGUGCUGAAGCCAAUCUCAGAUCUCUGGGAGAUGUGGGUAUCUUACCAGAAGACUAUAGAACAGCGCAAGAAGUUCUUACUCUAUUACGUCAAGCACAAACAGGCUGUUGAUCGUGGCGAGAAACCCGACCCGGAGAUCGUGUCAUCGGCGGAGAAGUUCACAACAAUCAACGACACACUGAAACUCGAGCUGCCCAUACUCUACGAAAAGACAAAGGGUGUCAUGCGAAAUGUGAUGACUCUGUUCAUGGCCCUACAGAAAGACUGGUACAAGACUUGCUCGAAGAAGAUCCUCCCGCUGUUGGACACCGAACCACAGCACACCACUUCGAUAGACUACGAUCUGAAGUCAUACACGGAGCGCUUCAAGUCCGACUAUAACGUGCAAGAGCAGAGGGCGAAGAGCUUUGGCAUUACGAACAGUCACAUGCUGCUGAAGGAGAUUUCAAGCAUGACAUCACCCGUGCCGUCUGAUGGCGCGGGCUCGGGACGCAACUCUUCGUCUCGGCGCACUGAAUCCAUGAGCAGUGACGUAUCUGCUUUUGAUUCACGGAAUCGCAACAGUGGCGGUUAUGGUACACGAUCUAACAUGCGCUCCAUGGACGGACCCCCACGUUCCUCGCCUGCAGGUCCAGCCUAUCCAUCUCUCUAUCAGAACACAAAUUCCUCGGCUCGCAACAACUUGGCUCCCACGACCAGCCGUGAAGCUCGAGCGCUCAGCGCAGUCUCCGAUAACAGCGAAGCAACCAUCAUUCAACAGGAGCGUCGCAAUUCGGCUCGUUCGAGAAACCACAAUUACCUAGGCAUGGAUGGCGUCGUCGACUUUGACGAUCGCUCUUCCUUUACUGCGAGUGUUUUUGAUUUCCCACCGCAACUUGGCGCUUCUUUCCUCUCGCCUACACAAUCGAGCAUGCUCACCAUGUCCGCGCCGAACUCUCAACCUCCUUCCUUACCAGGCUCGACUCGCCAGUCCGGUGUCUUCAACUCAGCUCUGCCGAUGUCUGAAACUCCUAUGCGCGGUAGUGCUGAAGAGCUCCCCAUCACCCCUGGCGACACCGACGAGCCUGAGGUUCUCUUCCUGGCUGCAAGUCUCUUCGAGUUUAACAUUGCACACGACCGUCGCGAAGGCGGAAUUCCGUAUCUUGUCUACGUUCCCGGCGAGAUUUUCGAUGUCAUCGGUAUGAAAGGCGAGUUGUGGCUGGCACGCAACCAAGAUGAUUCGAAAAAAACGGUUGGCUGGAUUUGGGAGAAGCAUUUUGCGCGUAUACUUCCUGAAGACGCGUGA
This is a messenger RNA of Ascochyta rabiei, 5803 nucleotides long. RefSeq lists its product as uncharacterized. NCBI's taxonomy places the organism in Eukaryota, Fungi, Ascomycota, Dothideomycetes, Pleosporales, Didymellaceae. Gene Ontology annotation, molecular function: guanyl-nucleotide exchange factor activity. The transcript has a single exon. Bases 1 to 4629 code for a protein of 1542 amino acids. The record is from RefSeq and is a predicted model, not a curated record.